ACAAAGUGUCUUCUGCGCGUGCUUGUGUGUUUAAAAGUUGGCGCGAUCUGACUUCAUCACAUCCCUUUCAGAAAUAUACUUAUCAUCCCCAUAAAAAUCCGUAGGACAGAAAUGAAUCACUGUGAGCUUGAAGAAGUAACACAACAUAUUAACAACAAAAUAUCCAUGAUUAAAAGACUGCUGGAGCUUCGAGCUGUUGCAAAAGAUCCAAGCAAACGGGGAACUCUUCUCAAAAUCGAGCAAGAAGUCGCUGGCAUCAAUGAGCUUCUUGAUCGCUUUGAGAUAUAUGUGGGCCAGCAGAGAGACUUGCUGAAGCAUUUGAAGGAUCUAGAAGGGUUUUUCCUGGAGGACGAACAGGAUGCCUAUCACCUCAAGAACAACACCCCUCCGCACAUGCCCAAAAGAGGCCAACAAGCAGCUCUGCAAGGUGGAGGACAGGUGGCAGUUCAGAGCAGGCAGACAGAUGCGGCCCCCGCCCCUCAGGAACAGGGGCCGCCCAGGAAACCUCCACGAAACCAGAUCAAAGAGAUGGAGUUCAUUACAGUCCCAGAGUUUGACAGCAUACCACCGUACAUGAAAGGCCGUGUGACAUACGACCAGCUGAACGCGGCGGUCCAAAGCAUCAACACAGCUGUGACAUCAAAAUAUAAGAUCCUCCAUCAGUCUGUCAAAACCCUGAACAACGCGUCCCGUACGCUCCACCAGCGCUUCAAAGACCAAGAAACAAAGGACACCAAGGGUCAGUUUUUCAUUGUGGAGCAAGACAUCAGAGAGUUCACCCAGCUGAAGGUGGACAAACGGUUUGUGGGCAUGUUGAACAUGUUACGCCACUGCCAGCGUCUGAAGGAGGUCCGAGGCGGUGGUCUCACACGCUUCCUCCUGCUCUAAGGGUCGUGGACGCCCACAUCUCCAUCACAUCGCUUUCAAUGGAGUUCUAAAAGGCUCUGUGCACUAAAGGAUAUGUUUGUUCGAGAGCUGUUUGCUGUGGAAUGAACUUGCCAAAUCAUCCUUAUAAACAUCAAUUACAUUUGCAGGCCUAAAACCUGAUAGAGAGAUGGAUUUAAAUGCAAAAAACGUUCUGUUAUUGCCUGAAGAAUCUUUCACAUUUUGUUCUACAACAUAAAUUAUACAUUACACAGUCAAACAUCAAAUGCUAAAACCAUUGUGUGCUCAAUUUUGUUAAUAAUUGAUGAAUUUGCAUUUAAGGUAUAACUUUGUGUAAGUUGUUGCAGUACAAAAACUCAUUAUUUUGCUGAACAAACUUCUCUUCAAUCAAUGUCAACAACAGACUUAAUUUACUCAUAAAUCCUGUUCUGAAAACCCAUUAGAAAUUCUCAGGAGCACCACAUGAUGAAUUUGCAUUCUGGGGUCAACCUGCAAACUGGCUUUGUGGAUACACAGUUGAUGAUGUAGAUGGGUCACUCAAUCUGUGAUGAUGAAAUUAUAAAUUGUUUGCUGUAUUAUUUAUAUUGGUGGAAAGUGGAAAAAUAUUGGAGCUCUAAUAAAAUUGCAGUAUUCGUA
Pimephales promelas (fathead minnow) is the source of this 1521-nucleotide messenger RNA. It is a transcript of the gene ska1, whose product is annotated as spindle and kinetochore associated complex subunit 1. Gene Ontology annotation, biological process: cell division; chromosome segregation; mitotic cell cycle. The record is from RefSeq and is a predicted model, not a curated record. Gene Ontology annotation, molecular function: microtubule binding. NCBI's taxonomy places the organism in Eukaryota, Metazoa, Chordata, Actinopteri, Cypriniformes, Leuciscidae. Gene Ontology annotation, cellular component: outer kinetochore; spindle microtubule; mitotic spindle.